Messenger RNA from Drosophila bipectinata, 769 nucleotides. RefSeq names its product putative SERF-like protein. NCBI's taxonomy places the organism in Eukaryota, Metazoa, Arthropoda, Insecta, Diptera, Drosophilidae. The record is from RefSeq and is a predicted model, not a curated record. Gene Ontology annotation, cellular component: cytosol.
AAAUCCUAUCCAGACUUGAUAGCAGACUGCUUAGUCUCACGGUUUUAUCAUCCACAAUAACUAAAUAAUUUCGCGUCAACAAGCAACAAAAAUUUACACGUCAGAAACUAAUUCGGAUCAAAAUUAUAUCAAUUAUUUUACCAUUAUUCAAACACAGCUGAAAAAUGACACGUGGAAACCAACGCGACCUGGCACGCGCCAAGAACCAGAAGAAGGCGGCGGAUGCCAACAAGGGAAAGCGCACCGACAACCUAACCGUGGAGCAGCGCAAGGCUAGGGACGCCGAGUUGAUGAGAGAAAAGCAAAAGAAAAAAGAGGACGCCGCUGCAGCAAGCACAAGCAAAUAAUGAAUCCUUCGGAUGCUGGCAAUUCUUCGUGAAAGCCAACCAGCUGCCAGCAUAAAUUGGACAGUCGUGAAGAGGAACCUCGAUACGCCCCAGGACCUAGGAUAGUCUACCAAGUGGUUAAUAACUGUAAAUGAACAACACGAUUAUGGGAACUGUACACAUUUCGACGCCACAAUGCGCAUAGAUAUUAGCAGGCUGUAGAGCAAGCGACGUAGCAAUAGCAAUAGGCCACGAUGGCUCCACUCAGACGGGCUCAAAGGAUUUGAUUUGAUAGCGAUUCGGUAUUCGUUUUUCAUUUUGCCAUGCUGCUGAACGUUAAUAAGUGAAAUUAUUUCUUCAAUUACCUGACUAAAUUAUUUACUGUAAUGUAUAUAUAAAUUUUCAAAUAAAACAUAAUAUGCAGCCGUUUCUUUACACCGCAA